This is a messenger RNA of Solea solea (common sole), 4603 nucleotides long. RefSeq names its product discs, large homolog 3 (Drosophila) (gene dlg3). Gene Ontology annotation, biological process: chemical synaptic transmission. The record is from RefSeq and is a predicted model, not a curated record. The coding region runs from base 460 to 3057 and encodes 865 amino acids. The transcript is spliced from 21 exons. NCBI's taxonomy places the organism in Eukaryota, Metazoa, Chordata, Actinopteri, Pleuronectiformes, Soleidae. Gene Ontology annotation, molecular function: kinase binding. Gene Ontology annotation, cellular component: postsynaptic density membrane; neuron projection; neuromuscular junction.
ACAAGAUAAUAUGUAUGUGUAUGUAUAUAUAUAUAUGUAUAUAUAAAUAUACAUGAAUUUAUAUGCGUAUCACUGUGAACCAAGAGAAGCAAGAGGAAUUUCUAUCUUUGGGGCUGGUCUCUGAUUGUCUGGUCGUAUACAAUAUUUUGAAUAUUUCCUUUGAUCGUCUACAUCAAGAGGACAAAGACUACAUGCCCAUUUUGUAUUUUAUUUCCCCGUCGCUGCUUUCCGUCCCUCUCGAUCCUGCUUUUUUCUACGUCUGAGGGGAGCGAAGAGGAGAAGAGCCACAGGAUUCGACAAAAAAAAAAGAGGGAAGAAUCUGCAGAGAUUCCUGUGAUUAGUUCUGUUUCCAUUGGCUUUACCGCUUUUUGAGCCGAUCACAGCGUGCCGUGUUGAGAUCUGAGGAGGCAGCAGAGACAGAGUGCCACGCCACUCCGCUCAGCAUCAGCCCCAGCCAGCAUGCACAAACACCACCACUGCUGCAAGUGCCCAGAAUGUUAUGAAGUGACCCGUAUGGCUGCCCUGCGUAGGAUGGAUGCCCCGUCAUAUGGAGGAGACUGGCAGGCCGAGCCCUAUGGAUACCCGCCUGGGUAUGGGGGAGGCCAGACCUUACCGCCUCCAGCCUCGGGGGGAGGUGGAAGCAUGGGAGGAGGAGGAGGCACUUUGGGGAGAAGUAAGGGCAAGAUUAUGUCUAGUGGGGGCCCAGGAGGCCCCAACCCAAAGGGCCAAUCCAAGGGAGGCCCCAAAGUAAACGGCAGCAACUCCAGUGGACAAGCAGGAUGGUGGCCUGAGUGCACCUGUACCAACCGGGAGUGGUACGACCAGGCCAACCCUCCCCCCAUCAUCGUCAACGCAGACUCACUAGAUGCAGGGCCUUAUGUAAAUGGCAGUGAUGGGAUGUAUAAAUAUGAAGAGAUCAUUUUAGAGAGGGGGAACUCUGGCCUGGGCUUUAGCAUUGCUGGAGGAAUAGACAAUCCCCACAUUCCUGAUGAUCCGGGGAUCUUCAUCACAAAGAUCAUCCCAGGAGGAGCAGCUGCUAUGGAUGGAAGACUGGGGGUUAACGACUGUGUGCUGCGCGUGAAUGAUGUGAAUGUAUCUGAAGUGGUUCACAGUCGGGCAGUGGAGGCCCUGAAAGAGGCGGGGCCGGUGGUGCGGCUGCUGGUUCGACGGAGGCAGGCGCCACCCGAGACGAUUCUGGAAGUCAACCUGCUUAAAGGGCCUAAAGGGCUGGGAUUCAGCAUUGCUGGAGGGAUUGGGAAUCAGCAUAUCCCAGGAGACAACAGCAUCUAUAUUACCAAGAUCAUAGAGGGAGGAGCUGCGCAAAAAGAUGGACGGCUGCAAACUGGAGAUCGCCUGCUCGCUGUGAACAACAUUGUGCUGCAGGACGUGCGUCAUGAGGAGGCGGUGGCUGCGCUGAAGAACACCUCUGAUAUGGUUUACCUCAAGGUGGCCAAGCCAGGCCCUGUGCAUCUCAACGACAUGUACGCCCCACCAGACUACUCCAGCACCUUUCCCACCUCGGUAGACAACCACGUCUGCCACAACUACGUGGGGCCAAUGGAGCCCAAGCCAGUGUACCCGCCACCCCAGGUUACCCCGUCCAGGUACUCGCCAGUUCCUCGCCAUAUGCUCGGGGAGGAAGACUUCACAAGGGAGCCGAGGAAAGUGUUGCUGCACAAAGGCUCCACAGGCCUGGGCUUCAACAUCGUCGGCGGGGAGGAUGGCGAAGGCAUCUUUGUCUCCUUCAUCCUGGCAGGAGGGCCGGCUGACCUGAGUGGCGAGCUGAGGAGGGGUGACCGGAUUCUCUCGGUGAAUGGCGUGAACCUGAGGAAUGCCACACAUGAACAGGCAGCUGCUGCGUUGAAGAGAGCAGGACAGACCGUCACCAUCAUUGCCCAGUACAGACCUGAAGAAUAUAGUCGAUUUGAGUCCAAGAUCCACGACCUGAGGGAGCAGAUGAUGAACAGCAGCAUGAGCUCAGGAUCAGGCUCCCUGCGUACCAGUGAGAAACGCUCUCUCUAUGUCAGAGCUUUGUUUGACUACGAUCGAACGAGGGACAGCUGCCUGCCCAGCCAAGGCUUGAGCUUCUCUUACGGGGAUAUCCUCCAUGUCAUAAAUGCUUCUGAUGACGAGUGGUGGCAGGCGAGGCUGGUCACGCCACACGGAGAGAGUGAGCAGAUUGGGGUCAUUCCAAGCAAGAAGAGAGUGGAGAAAAAAGAGCGGGCCAGGUUAAAAACAGUCAAGUUCCACGCCAGGACAGGCAUGAUUGAGUCUAACAGGCCAGUCAAAGUAAAGCGCAAAAAAAGCUUCAACCUCUCACGCAAGUUCCCAUUUUACAAGAGCAAGGAGAAUAUUGUGCAGGAGUUGGUGGAGUCUGAACAAUGCCUGACAUCCAACACAAGUGACAGUGAAAGCAGUUCAAAGGGGCAGGAGGACACGAUUCUUUCCUACGAGCCAGUCAUUCGACAGGAAAUCCACUACACAAGGCCUGUGAUCAUUUUGGGCCCAAUGAAGGACAGAAUAAACGACGACCUCAUCUCGGAGUUUCCUCACAAGUUUGGCUCCUGUGUACCACAUACGACUCGUCCGAGGCGAGAGAACGAGAUGGACGGCCAGGACUACCACUUUGUGGGCUCGAGAGAGCAAAUGGAGAAAGACAUUCAGGAUAAUAAAUUCAUCGAGGCGGGCCAGUUCAACGAGAACCUCUACGGGACGAGCGUCUUGUCCGUCAGAACGGUGGCUGAGAGGGGGAAACACUGCAUCCUGGACGUGUCUGGGAACGCCAUAAAACGACUGCAGCAAGCACAACUUUAUCCGAUCGCCAUCUUUAUCAAACCAAAAUCCAUUGAAGCCCUAAUGGAGAUGAAUAAGAGGCAGACGUAUGAGCAGGCCAAUAAAGUCUUUGACAAGGCAGUGAAGCUGGAGCAGGACUUUGGAGAGUUUUUCACAGCUAUUGUACAGGGUGACUCACUAGAGGAGAUCUACAACAAAAUCAAGCUAAUCAUCGAGGAGCAGUCCGGUCCCUACAUCUGGAUCCCUUCCUCAGAGAAGCUCUGAGCUCCCUGCCGUCCCUGCUCUGCGUCACUGCAGAGAUUUUUCCCCUCCUGCCUCCCAGAGACCCCACCCAAGCCCAAAUAGGCCCCCCUCUCUCUCCCCCCCAACCCCUCACCUCCUUUUUGCAGAUAUGUUUCAUAUCAAGUUUUAGUGUCAUCAUUAUGUUACUCUCUAAAAUGAAAAAGAAGUCUUAUCACCAUUACUGUGACUGUGCACACCCCCUGCAUGAGUUUCUCAACAAACCCAUUCAAGACUGGAAAUGCCAUUCCAAAGGAAAUUGUCAAGUGUCAAAAAAAAAACAACAAAAAGGGGAAAAGGAAUAAAAUCCUUUUUGUGAACUGAGACUGAACUGAAGAUCAGAAUGUUUCACAGCAAAUCAGGAGAGACGAGGAGUUGGGAUUUCAAAAUAGAAGUUGCAGGGGAACAGAGACAAAUCAUACCAAGUUGGAACACUUUGUAAAUGUUCAUCAAAAUCACAUUAAAAAAAAAAAGGAAAAAACAGGCGCAAGACGAGAAGUUGAAGACCAGUUGCGUUUUUUUUUCUUCCUAAACAGACUGGAUAUAAUUGAGCCCUGCUGAUGGUACUGUUCAAGAAGUCAUCUCUCGUUUAUUAUGACUGAGGAAAUUAGCUGAGGAGCCUAAAAAACUGGUGAUCUAUUUAUCACAAACCAGCUUGCUGUUUGGUCGUCUGCCAGUUGUCUGUGCUGCAGCUGAUAAAGACAUCUCGGGAGGCAGAUCAUAAGGAAACGUGUCGUGAAUCUCUACAUUUAUAUUAUGAAAUCACAAGAUAAAAAGAUAAAAUCUUACUGAGAUUUUACUACAUAUUAAAAAGAAAUACACAUUUUACACUUCACUAGAAUUGUCAAUUUGGAGGGCUGUUAGAUUUUCUUUUCUUUUCCUUUAUUUGUGGGAUUUUUUUUUGAUUUCUUUUUUUUUUUUUUUUGCUUGUGGUUUUUAGCUGCUCUGUGUAAAAGGAUGGGGGUAGAGAAGUGUAACUGGGCUCUCUGCAAAACACCAAACUGCCUUACAUCAAAUACAAAUUCUGUUUUGUGACUACCUGUUGUCUGUGAGGGAGGCCGCACACAAUUGACGAGGAAAAGAGAGGAACCACUCUCCUCCUCUUUCCUGACCCUUUUCUGUGUCCUCCAACUGCCAGGACGCCUGACUCGAGUGCAAUAGAUGAAACAAAGUCUCACCUGUGGGCGCCUUUUUUUUCUCCCGUGUAUUUCAACCUUUUCUUCCUGUGUCAAUUAAAUAAGAAAUUUGGCCAUUUGAUUACAGUUUGGACAGACAGAGCCUUCCUAGCUCAUGUUGAGCAGCAGAACACCCGAUUACACUCUCUGCCUUCCAAGAGGAUUCUCUUCUGAUUGAAUGGUCACGUGGUACUGUCCUAUCUGCCGCCGUGAUGGUGGCCUUAAAACGGGUAGAACAAGACAAUAAUUGUAUUGGAUGUCCUAACAAUUAAAGAGUCGAUAUAACCUGUUUUUGGAUUGUCCCCAUAUAUAAAGUAACACUAAAGUUGGGUUUGAUUAAAACCGUUAUGCUUUCA